Messenger RNA from Parnassius apollo (apollo), 702 nucleotides. NCBI's taxonomy places the organism in Eukaryota, Metazoa, Arthropoda, Insecta, Lepidoptera, Papilionidae. The record is from the annotation of a GenBank genome assembly.
AUGACUGAGAACUCGGAUGGACAAUGUGUGAUUUGCAACAAAAUAAUAAGUAAUAGCUCACUGGUACCUGCAAAGCUUAAACGACAUCUUUACACGAACCACCCAGAACUGAAAGAUAAAAGCGUCAGCUUUUUUGAAAGACACAAAGAAGUGCGUAGAACUGGUGCAGCUGCUAUACAAAAAUUUGUAAAGACCGAUAAUGAAAAUGCAACAGAGGCAUCAUUUCUGCUAAGUUACAAAAUCGCUCGUGCUGGUAAACCACACACGAUUGCAGAGGAUUUAAUAAAUUACAGAAAUUUUCACUUGUGUACUUGGAGAAGAAGCAGAAAGAAAGUGUCAGCAGUGCAGUGUUCAAAUAACGUCAUUUCUGAUCGAAUUCAUAAGAUUUCUGAUCGAAUUCAUAAGAUUUCUGACCAUAUUCAAGAUGAAUUAAUUAGUAGAUUGAAGAUCAGCGAGAUGUUUGCAAUGCAACUGGACGAAAGUACAGAUUUCGUCGGGUUAUCAAUACUGCUUGUUUUUGUGAGAUAUCCCUUUGGAGGAUCUAUUGAAGAGGAUUUGUUUCUUUGUACUCCUUUAGAAACCAACACAACCGGAGAAGAAAUUUUUAAAGUUAUCGAUAGUUACAUGACUAAGCACCAUAUUGAUUGGAACAAAUGUAUUACAUGUGUAGUGAUGGAGCGGCAGCUAUGGUUGGCAAAAUAA